This is a messenger RNA of Procambarus clarkii (red swamp crayfish), 1271 nucleotides long. Lineage: Eukaryota; Metazoa; Arthropoda; Malacostraca; Decapoda; Cambaridae. The record is from RefSeq and is a predicted model, not a curated record.
GAGCUUUCACCGGCAGUGGACUCUGGACACUCGCUUCAGGGUAUACACUCCCUCUCUCAGUGGAACUGUCGGGGCAUAUCAAUAAGAGUGGUGGUGCUAGAUGUUGUUGAUCCGGCCAGCUGCCGGAGCUUUCCCUGCCUUAUCUUCAACGAUGACUUCAACGAUCUCAACAACAAUAUCUGGAAGCCUGAAAUCACCAUGUCUGGUGGUGGGAAGGGGGAGUUCCAGAUGUACUUAAACGAUCAUAGUCUCAGCUACAUACGUGAAUCUGCUCUGAUCAUCAAGCCGGAACUGACGUCCAACAGUUUUAAUGAGCACUUCCUGUUCAACAACGAGCUCAACCUGGGGUCGGCGUGCACGGACAACCGGGACUUCGGCUGCGUCCGCAGAGGAACCUCCGAGCAGAUCAUCAACCCCAUCAUGAGCGCCAAACUUACCACUCAGCCAAGCUUCGCCUUCAGGUAUGGUCGGGUGGAGGUCCGCGCCAAGAUGCCCCGAGGAGACUGGUUGUGGCCAGCUAUCGAGCUAGCGCCCAGGGACUCACGAUAUGGCGCAUGGCCUGCAAGUGGCGAAGUUGAUAUAGUUGAGUCUCGAGGAAAUACUGAGUAUGGCAACCUGGGCCACCAGUACGCAGGGUCCACUCUCCACUGGGGGCCCAACCCUCAAGCCAACAUGUACCCCAAGACUCACAAAACUUACUCUGCCAAUUAUGGAUCAUUUGGCAACAACUUCCAUACAUGGAGGCUGGACUGGACCAGGGACAACAUGAAGUUCUACGUGGAUGGCCAACUCCAGCUGACAGUGGACCCGGGAACCAACUUCUGGGACUUGAGUGGCUUGGGCAGCUCCCAGGACAACCCAUGGAGAGAUGGCAGUAAGAUGGCACCUUUCGACCAAAAGUUCUACAUCGUCGUAAACUUGGCUGUGGGCGGCACAGAUGGCUACUUCCACGAUGGCGUGGCCAAGAACCCAGAGAAGCCCUGGAGCAACGGCUCCCCUCACGCUGCCCUAGACUUCUGGAACGGUCGUGAGUCGUGGCUGCCCAGCUGGAAGCACGGUGAGCCGCACAUCAGCGAGGAGGCAGCUCUUAAGGUCGACUACGUUAAGGUCUGGAAAAUGGAGAGCAUCGAGCAGUAGCCCACACCAUCCAGCAGCAGACCCACGCCUCACCCACACCAUCCAGCAGCAGACCCACGCCUCACCACACCAUCCAGCAGCAGACCCACGCCUCACCCACACCAUCCAGCAGCAGACCCACGCCUCAUCCACAC